UGAAGACCCGGUCCGGUGUCCGUAGGAAAUCUGAAAGGCCCGCUCCUGCUAGCGUCCCCUGCUACCUGUCACCCCACCUUCAGGCAGACGGGUGGCUCACUCGCCUUCUCUGAAAUGGCUCCUGCAGGGCGAGGGCAGCCCCUCUGGGCUCUGCUGCUAGGGGCGUGGGCCAACCUGCCAACAGCUGAUAAGUCAAAGGGGCAGGCUGUGUUAGGGUGCAUUUCACUUUACAAGGAAAAGCUGAGCCUCAAAAAAGUUUAUCACCACCUUCUGGGUUCUACACCCAUGCCCACACUGUUCUGCAUUUUAGAGCAAGCUAGGCUGUAGGGGGCUUCUAUCUCCUCCCCCCUUCAAGUACCCCUACCGAAACUUCCCAACACCUGCCCAAUAGGGCAGAGGCUGGCUGUGCCAGAAUAAGGGACCUUCGCCUCACCCAGGGGACUGAGGCCUAGCCCCACCCCUAUUCCUGCCACUGGGUCUCAGGUCAGGCCCCAGCAGGCCGCCUAGAAUGGGGGUGUGGAACCAGAGCCACCCAAUCCCAUAGGGACAAGUUUCACAACUUCCCGGAUGGGGCUGUGGUGGGUCACAGUGCAACCUCCAGCUAGGAGGAUGGGGUGGCUCCCACUUCUUCUGCUUCUGACCCAGUGCUCAGAGGCCCCUGGACAGCGCUCCCCCUUGAAUGAUUUUCAGGUGCUUCGGGGUACAGAACUGCAGCACCUGCUACAUGUAGUGGAGCCUGGGCGUUGGCAAGAAGACACGGCAGAUGCUGAGGAGUGCGCAAGGCGUUGCAGGUCCCUGCUGGACUGCAGGGCCUUCCACUACAAUGUGAGUAGCCAGGGUUGCCAAUUGUUGCCAUGGACACAACACUCACCUCAUAUACGACUGCAGCAUUCAGGAGGCUGUGACCUCUUCCAAAAGAAAGACUAUGUGCGCACCUGCAUCAUGGACAAUGGAGCAAAGUACCGGGGAACCGUGGCCAUCACCACAGGUGGCCUACCCUGUCAGCACUGGAGCCACAAGUUCCCCAAUGACCACAAGUACACACCCACACCCCGGAAUGGUUUGGAGGAAAAUUUCUGCCGCAACCCUGACGGGGACCCCAGAGGCCCAUGGUGUUACACUACAAACUCUGCUGUGCGCUUCCAGAGUUGCGGCAUCAAGUCCUGUCGGGACGCUGCCUGCUUCCGAUGCAAUGGUGAAGAUUACCGUGGAGCAGUCGACCACACUGAGUCAGGACGUGAGUGUCAGCGCUGGGACCUGCAGCACCCGCACCCGCACCCCUUCGAACCCAGCAAGUUCCUUGACAAACACCUGGAUGACAACUAUUGCCGGAAUCCUGAUGGCUCCGAAAGGCCCUGGUGCUACACCACCGACCCAAAGCUCAAACGAGAGUUCUGCAACAUCCCUCACUGCGGGUCGGAGGCACAGCCGCGCCAAAAAGCCACAACGCUCAGUUGCUUUCGUGGAAAGGGCGAAGACUACCGAGGCAGGGCCAACACCACGGCCGCGGGCGUGCCGUGCCAGCGUUGGGAUGCGCAGUACCCACACCAGCAUCGCUUCACGCCAGAGAAAUACGCAUGCAAGGACCUUCGAGACAACUUCUGCCGGAAUCCUGAUGGCUCAGAGGCACCGUGGUGCUUCACAGCGCGGCCUGGCAUGCGCAUGGCCUUCUGCUACCAGAUCCGGCGCUGCCAGGACGACGUGCGGCCAGAGGACUGCUACUAUGGGGUAGGGAAGCAAUACCGCGGCUCAGUCAGCAAGACCCGCAAGGGUGUCCCGUGCCAGCACUGGUCCGCAGAGGCGCCACACAAGCCACAAUUCACGCCCACCUCUGCCCCCCAUGCUCACCUGGAGGAGAACUUCUGCCGGAACCCUGAUGGGGACAGCCAUGGGCCUUGGUGCUACACUACAGACCCCCUUACGCCAUUCGACUACUGUGCACUAAAGCGCUGUGAUAAGGACCAACCACCAUCCAUCCUGGAGCCCCCAGACCAGGUGCUGUUUGAGAAGUGUGGCAAGAAAGUGGACAGCAAGAGCCUGUGGCAAUCUAAGCUGCGUGUGGUAGGGGGCCAGCCUGGGCGCUCACCCUGGACAGUCAGCUUGCGCAACCGGCAGGGCCAGCAUUUCUGUGGCGGAUCCCUGGUGAAGGAGCAGUGGGUACUAACUGCUCGGCAGUGCUUUUCCUCCUGCCAUGUGCCUCUCCUGGGCUAUGAGGUGUGGCUGGGCACCCUACUUAAGAACCCACACCCUGGGGACCCAGGCCUGCAGCAGGUCCCAGUGGUCAAGAUGGUGUGCGGGCCAUCAGGCUCCCAGUUAGUUCUGCUCAAGCUGGAGAGACCUGUGACUCUGAGCCAGCAAGUGGCCCUGAUCUGCCUGCCUCCUGAGCGGUAUGUGGUGCCUCCAGGGACCAAGUGUGAGAUUGCAGGCUGGGGCGAGACCCAAGGUAUCGGAAACAACCAGGUCCUAAAUGUGGCCACACUGAACGUCAUCUCCAACCAAGAAUGCAACAUCAAGCACCGGGGACGGGUACUCGAGACUGAGAUGUGCACUGAAGGGCUAAUGGCCCCUGUGGGGGCCUGUGAGGGUGACUACGGGGGCCCACUUGCCUGCUUUACUCACGACUGCUGGGUCCUGGAGGGAAUUAUAAUCCCCAAUCGAGUGUGUGCCCGGCGAGGCUGGCCAGCCAUCUUUAUUCGUGUCUCUGUGUAUACAAACUGGAUUCACAAGGUCAUGAGGCUGGGCUAGCCUGGCCUCAACUUCAUGGGCCUUGGGGAGAAUGAAGUUCCUGUCUGCCAUAAAGCCACCUUUCCUAUUCCGCCUGUGCUGGGUGCUUCUUAAUCUGUGCUGCUAAAGAAUGAGCUGGCAAUUCCUGACUAGGGCUUAAACCCAGCGCAUCCUGGGCUGGGUGAUCUAACCCUACCACUGCCUCAGUUUGUGGGUGCCGUGGAAGGGCAGGGAGGCUUCACCGGUGCCCUAGACAUACUGUCAGGCGAGGGGUAAUGCAGAGCUCAAGCUCGCCUGGUGGCCAGGACAGACAGCAGCUGUCCUCUCGAACUGGAGGAAGAU
Messenger RNA from Condylura cristata (star-nosed mole), 3066 nucleotides. RefSeq names its product macrophage stimulating 1 (gene MST1). Gene Ontology annotation, biological process: regulation of receptor signaling pathway via JAK-STAT; proteolysis. The record is from RefSeq and is a predicted model, not a curated record. NCBI's taxonomy places the organism in Eukaryota, Metazoa, Chordata, Mammalia, Eulipotyphla, Talpidae. The transcript has 18 exons. Bases 568 to 2745 code for a protein of 725 amino acids. Gene Ontology annotation, molecular function: receptor tyrosine kinase binding; serine-type endopeptidase activity.